This is a messenger RNA of Saprolegnia parasitica CBS 223.65, 528 nucleotides long. RefSeq lists its product as hypothetical. The transcript has 2 exons. NCBI's taxonomy places the organism in Eukaryota, Oomycota, Saprolegniomycetes, Saprolegniales, Saprolegniaceae. The coding region runs from base 1 to 528 and encodes 175 amino acids. The record is from RefSeq and is a predicted model, not a curated record.
AUGUGGUUUCGCACCUUCUUCUCGUCGGGGCUCUCCAAGUUUGUCUUGACCGACAAGAGCCCGCGCGGCGAUGGGCACGGCAACCGCACGCCCGUCUCUCAGAUCUGGUACCGCAUCCUCUCGAACCUCGUGGCCGCCGUUCUCGUCGCGCUCUCGCUCGCAGCGCUCGCAGUCGUGGUGGCCCAAGGCACGUUUCAGCGCGAAGACGUCCAGUACCACGACCAGGGCAAAGCCGCGUACUGGAACAGCCACGGCGCUUCGUGCAAGCUCGAUCAUGCUGGCUGGGUCCCGCACUCGUGCAGCGCCAUCGAGGUCAACACGACGACCAACGCUGUCGCAUGGAAUGCGAUUGGCGCCAACGUCGCUGCGCGUUUAGCGAUACCUGCGGGUGCCACGUACUCGGUGUCGACGUGCUGGAUGGGCGCGACGCCAGAGAUCGGGUGGGCGUCGCUGCAGCUCCUGAUCGGGUACGACUACUUCCCCACGUGCUGCCCCCAAAAGGACGGCGCUGCGUCCAACGCAUACUGA